UGUUGUCGAUGUCUUCAUUCGGAUCAUCUUUCAUGUGGUAAUGAAGUUGUUGAUUUGAGUCAUGAGGCAAAACAUUUUGAUAACGAUCAAGUUAAUGCUAUGACCGCAGCUUUAAGCGAGAUUAGGGACGAUAUUAAGCGCAUUAAGGUUGAAGUUGAUCUAAAAAACGAAACAUGUAAUACACAUGUGGUGAAAUGCAAUAAGGAAAUAGACGAUUUGGAAAAGGAACUUAAACAGAUCUUGGAAGAUUCAAUGGAAGGUUUUAGACAGGAAGUGUGUAAAAUUAUCGAUGAAAACAAAGACUCAUAUUCAUUCAUUUCUUUCUUUUGUGAAGAUAAAUCGUUUUGGGUUGAUAAAGAGGAACGCCAAAUUAAUGAAUUUGUUGAGAAAUCGUUCACUGGUUACCUCUACCUUUUUAGCCGGAACUUUGACGACAAAAUUUCUGAGGUCAAAAGGCAAAUAAAGGAAGCCCAAUAUAAGCAUACCUUCAAACACGUUUGCAUGAAUGAAAAUAAGGUUGUCUUAAAAUGUAUAACCGAAGACCUGAGGGAUGUUUGUGUACCUAGGGAUGAGGUUGUUGGAAGCGACGAAUUGACCACACAAUCAGCUGGAAGUGGGUGUCAAAAAACGCAAAAGACACGUAAGGAACUCAUCGAAGCAUUGAUUCAAGCGAAACAGGAAUUAGAUAAGGCAGAAACGACAAGGACGGAACUCUGUGACGAGGUGAAACAAGUGAAACACGAUCUGGACAAUUUAGAAAAGGCACGGCAAAAUGUCGAGGAUGAGUUAAAACGAACGAAAGAAGACCUUGCCCGAGUUGAAAGGGAAAUGGAAGUUGCUCAGACAAAGAUUCUACAUAUCAAAGGAUACUAUGAAUGGACACAGCCAGCUGGAACAGUUAGUGCCAAGACCAGUAAAGACGUAGUAUUAUUAGCUGAUAUACCCACUAUCAAGAUGAGUUUUACAUUUCAAGAUGGCAUUCAGACGCACGUCCAUCCUUCCCCGGGAAAACCCUAUAAAGGCGGGAAGUUUACAGGCCGUUUGGUGUUCGAAGGUGAGGCCUUGCUGGUAUGUAGGAUGAUGAAAGCGGCGUUCAGGAGAGGACGGAUGUUCACUGUUAGCAAGAACGGGAAAGUUAUCCUGGAUGGCGUUUCAUUGUUUAAUUAUAAAGAAUGGAGUUCGAUAUUUAGGGCGCCCUUAUCGCACUACACACAGAAGGUAAAAGCCGAGCUGAUGGCUAAAGGCAUCACGGAAGAGGACAUAGAUCCGACAGAGGAGCUGGAAGAAACCUUCAUCGUUGAUGGGUUAUCUAUGAUCGAAGUUGUGCUGAAUUCUUAAAUGAAGCCAUGUUUGAGUUGGAAUACAAGGGCAUAACAGCAGCAGAUGGGAACAGUUUCUCUUGUUAAGCUCCAUGACAAAUAUUAUUUCAUGAUUUUUUUUCUCUCGGCAAAUAAAUAUUCCGAUAUGUUUAAUUUUAUAACAUGAUCACUCACAGCAAUGUCUCUAGUACAUCGGAUAGGCAUUUUUGGGGAAUUCAGCUGUGCUUGAACACUCCUGGCAGCCGCCAUGCUUGAUGAGUCAUGCACUGUGACGCAAUA
Molecule: messenger RNA, 1598 nt
Organism: Mya arenaria
Lineage: Eukaryota; Metazoa; Mollusca; Bivalvia; Myida; Myidae
Product: E3 ubiquitin-protein ligase DTX3L-like
Exons: 9
Coding region: 100-1338 (412 amino acids)
Source: RefSeq, a predicted model, not a curated record